Messenger RNA from Ficedula albicollis (Collared flycatcher), 3362 nucleotides. RefSeq names its product exocyst complex component 3 like 1 (gene EXOC3L1). Gene Ontology annotation, cellular component: exocyst. Gene Ontology annotation, molecular function: SNARE binding. Gene Ontology annotation, biological process: exocytosis; exocyst localization. NCBI's taxonomy places the organism in Eukaryota, Metazoa, Chordata, Aves, Passeriformes, Muscicapidae. The record is from RefSeq and is a predicted model, not a curated record. The transcript has 13 exons. The coding region runs from base 55 to 2316 and encodes 753 amino acids.
CCGGCUUCCUCCGCAGCCCUGCCCUGGCGCCGCGCUCCGCACAGCCUGCACACCAUGGGCAUGUCUGCGGGGGACGAGCGCGCCGCCAGCCCCAGAGACGAGGAGUGGCCGGAAGCAGAGAAGGCUGAGAAGCUGGCGAGAGGAGCCGCUCUGAAAUGGGCUUCAGGGGUGUUUUACCGCCCCGAAAAACUGGAGGGGCUCGGGCAUUACCGGAGACGAGAGACGCAGAGGAACAGCUCCAUCCAGUCCCGGCUGAAGUCAACUGUCCAGUCCUACCUGGAGGGGGUAAGUGCAGGGCUGGAGCAGCUGCGGUCGGCGGCCCAGGAGGUGCAGAGCGUGUGCCAGGACCUGGGGGCUGCACGGUGGGCCCUGCUCGACAGCGCAGACCACUUCCAGGGCCUCCAGCAGAUGAGGGAGCUGAUGGAGGAGCAUGUGCAGCUGGCCUCGGUGGUCCAGGUGCUGCCCCAGAUCUUCUCGGUCCACGAGGUUUUUUCCCAUAUCCUGCAGCUGCUCCGUGGGCAGCACCUCUUGGAGGCCCACGUGGAGCUCAUGAUGGUGGAGCAACUCCGGGAUGACAUCCUCUCCCAGCUGCACCUCCGCGGGCUCUCCAGUGCCCAGGCAACUGUGCUGUCCUACUUCAGUGGGCUGCAGGAGCUCAACGAGAGCCUGGCCAAGCAGCUGUGGGACAUCGUGGGCAGCAGCCUGCGGCUGGUGCGCGAGGACCCCGUUCUCUUUGUCACUGCUGUGCGGAUCAUCGAGCGGGAGGAGAAAAUAGAUGACACUCUGCUCUUGGAGGCCACCUUCCUGCCCCCUGGCCGCCCAAAGGGCUGGAGGCAGAAGUUCUACCAGGUCCUCCAGGACACCAUGACAGGAGCUCGUUUCCAUGCUCCCCGCAUGGAUGCUGAGGGGCCAGGGCUGGCCAAGCACCUGGCAGCGCUGCAGAAGGACAUCGUGUCUGAGCUGCGUGUGGUGAAGGACCUGAUGGUCCAGUGUGUCCCAGCUCACUACAACAUCCUCAGUGUCUGCACUGCCACCUACCACCAGGCCCUCAGCAGCCAUCUCCAGGAGAUCCUGCGGGAGGACCUGGACAAACAGGGACUCUUCCUCCUCCUGGAGUGGGCGCUCCGUGUGUACCACAGCCCAGAAAUGAUGGGUCACCCUGACCUCCUCCCAGAAGUGGAUGUUUCUGCUCUGGAUCCCUUGAUGUCCUCUGAGCUUGUGGAUCAGACAGAGAGGAGAUAUGUGAUGAAAGUCAAGGCUAGCGUGGUCGAGUGGAUGCAGAGGACCCUGGACGUGGAGUUCAAGGAAUGGUUUAAGGAAGAGGAACCUGAGACAGACCAUCAGGGCUUCUUCCAGUCAGCCUUGCCUGCCAUUGUCAUGCAGAUGCUGAAUGAGAACAUCCAGGUGGCUUCCUUGAUCACCAACACCCUGCAGCAGAAGAUCUACAACAUGGCCUUGGAGGAGCUGGAGGCAUUUCUGGGCCGCCUGCGGGAAGCGCUGGUGCAGUGCGGGAAGGAGCACCAGCAGGACAGGGCUGUUCCCAAGUACUACAUCUCCCACCUGCUGGCCGUGCUCAACAACAACCUGGCUCUCAGCAAUUCUGUCUCCUCCCUGCACCCUGACACUGCCUGCAGAGAAGUCCCUGCAUCCCUCCAGGCUGCUCUAGACAGGAUGCAGAAGAAAGCCACCCAGCUACUGCUAGAGGAGCUGCUCCUGGACCUGCAGCCCCUCUGCCUGCAGCUGCCUUCCCGAAAGUGGCUCUCGGGGUCCCAGCUGGUCGGCAGCAUGUGCGAAGUCAUUGACAAAUAUGCAAAGGACUUCUCCCGCGUCAGGAAACCCGUGUUCACGCUCCUGCUGGCGGAGAGCGAGCUGCUGGUGGCGAACCAGUACCUGCGGGCACUGCUGCAGAGGAGGAUGGUGUGCAAGAGCCGGGAGGAGCGGGGCCAGCUGUGCCACCGCCUGCUGCAGGACGCCACGCAGCUCCGGGAGCUCUUCUGCAGCCUGGGCCUGGACCGGAGCCAGCAGAGCUUGGAGGCUGUGUUUGCCUUGAGGGAGCUGAUAAGCCUCAAAGACCCAGCACUACUCAGCCUGGAGGUGCUGGGCUUCAUCACCAAGUACCCCGAUGUCAGCGACGAGCACGUCUCCACCUUGCUGGACAUCCGCGGGGACGUCUCCAGGGAAGUGCGGCACGUGGUGCUGGAAAUGAUGGCUCAGCACCCCCAGCUGCUGCCCGAGGGCUACCGGCCCAUCUUCAGCACCAUCCUGGUCCCUGUGCAGGAGCUGCCCUUCUGCCUUCGCAAGGGCAAGUGUGCCUGACCCUGCCUGGGCUGGGGGCCACGGGGGGCAGCUCUGCGGCUCUGCGCCGUGGAAUGGAGGUGACAUGUGGCAGCCCCUACACACAGCACCUUGUCCUGUGUUGGGGACAGUCUGGAUAAAGGCCAUCCUCCUCUGGUCUUGCCCCAUAAGAAGAUUGUGCCCUGCAAGCACCAGUCCUGGGAUACCUGGACUGGGGGAAAUCCAGCCUGUAGCUAUUUUGCUGGCCUACUGGGACAGUGACUGAGAGCUGCUCAGCCCCACUGCCUGCAGGAGAAAGAGGAGUUGCAGAAUGAACAGGAGUCUGCAGCUGGGGCAAUUCACAUCUCCACGGGGCUGCAGGGAUGUUUGGGUUUGCCCAAAUCUCCAGACAGUCCCCUGAGCCAGUGUGUCCCAGCCAUGGAGGCUGUUACCAUUCCAACUCUGAGGCAGACUGGGGCCUUGCUGGGACCAGGCUGGCAGGAGGGUUUCAGCCAUGGGAGCUCCUCUGGGCUCAGCCAGGUUGAGUUUUGCUGCUCCACCAGGCCGGGUCCUGCAUGGCUGGUGGGAGCAGCUGAGCCAGCUCAUUGUGGCUCAUGGAUGCUGAGGAGAAGAGCACAAGGUGGUCUCCACACUGGACAGUGCCAUCAGCCCUAUCCCUGCCUGCACUAAGGGACAGCUCUGAGUUCCUGCUGACCUGCAAGAGUCCCGGCUCUGGCUCAUGUGCCAGCACCCGAGGCAGGACUGGAGUUGGAAGCUCUCAAGCUGCAUGGAGAGCGUGGUUGUGCUUGAUGUGUUGUCCUGCUCCAAGGUUCCUCUGUGAUGGACAGCACCACCCUGAGCACUGGCUCUCCCUCCAUCCUCUGCUGUUGCCCAGCCCCUGGCAUCUCCUCCAGGUGCCAUAUGAAGAUCAGGAGCAGUCUGUGUCUCUGCCUACACCCUUGUGCCCAGCCCCUGCAGUGCCCUGGGAGAUCUCCAUGCUCUGCCAUGCUUCCCACCCUGGGAUGGGCCACAUCCCACUGUCCUUGCAUGGUACCACUGCUGGAAAUAAAGGCCUAAUCUGCACCUGC